CGCCGCCUCUCCUACCCAGCCAAGCGCGUCUCCGCUGCAAAACUCCACCUAACAACACCGCAAUGCAAUCUCCUCCUCCAGGCGAGGAAGGGAGCCAGAAGCGAUGAAAUUUCCAAUCGAGACGCCAAGGAAACAGGUGAACUGGGAUCCACAAGUGACUGUUCCAUCAGCUGUUCCCUCAGCUUGUGAGACUGAGACAAAUAAAACCAACGGGCACCAUCCAGCACCCCGACUCUCUAUUUCCUCCCCCCGGACAACUGUGAUUGCUAGCAUGGAAACCCCCUCACAGGGUUUGCAGACAGUCAUGAAGUGGAAAACAGUAGUGGCUAUCUUCUUUGUGGUUGUAGCCUACCUGAUCAGUGGAGGACUUGUGUUCCGUGCCCUGGAGCAGCCAGAAGAAAGCAGACAGAAGAUCAGAAUAGCCGAUGAUAAGGCCAGAUUCCUUCAGAAGCACAACUGUGUAUCUCCAGAGGAACUGGAGGCGUUGAUUCAGCGAGCCAUUAUCGCUACUAAUGCAGGAGUCAAUCCUGUAGGAACCUCUUCAAAUAGCAGCAGCCACUGGGACCUUGGAAGUGCCUUUUUCUUCGCUGGAACUGUCAUUACGACUAUAGGGUAUGGAAACAUUGCUCCAAGCACAGAGGGUGGAAAAAUCUUCUGCAUUUUGUAUGCCAUCUUUGGGAUUCCACUCUUUGGCUUUCUGCUGGCUGGCAUUGGAGACCAACUGGGGACCAUCUUUGGCAAGAGCAUCGCAAGAGUGGAAAAGGUUUUUCGAAAGAAACAAGUGAGCCAAACGAAGAUCCGGGUGAUCUCAACCAUUCUGUUCAUCCUGGCCGGUUGUAUCGUUUUUGUCACCAUUCCAGCAGUCAUUUUCAAAUACAUUGAACAAGAAUGGUCAGCUCUGGACUCCAUUUAUUUUGUGGUUGUCACCCUGACCACCGUUGGCUUUGGUGAUUUUGUGGCAGGAGGAAAUACUGAAAUCCAGUAUCGGGAGUGGUACAAGCCCCUGGUGUGGUUCUGGAUCCUGGUUGGCCUUGCCUAUUUUGCUGCUGUCCUUAGUAUGAUUGGAGACUGGCUACGGGUUCUUUCAAAGAAGACUAAAGAAGAGGUUGGUGAAAUAAAAGCCCAUGCAGCUGAAUGGAAAGCCAAUGUGACUGCAGAGUUCAGGGAAACACGGAGACGGCUGAGUGUGGAGAUCCACGACAAGCUUCAGCGGGCAGCCACCAUCCGGAGCAUGGAGCGCAGGCGUCUGGGGCUGGACCAGAGAGCUCACUCUUUGGAUAUGUUGUCUCCAGAGAAACGCUGUGUUUUUGCUGCCUUGGACAGUGGCCGCUUUAAGGCUUCAUCUCAGGAAAGCAUCAACAACAAACCGAACAACUUGCGCCUUAAAGGGACGGAACAGCUGAGCAAACAUGGGCAGGGGGCAUCAGAGGACAACAUUGUCAACAAAUUUGGCUCUUCUUCCAAGCUGACCAAAAGGAAAAACAAAGACCUGAAAAAGAGCAUCCCUGAAGACGUGCGGAAAAUUUACGAGACGUUCCGGAACUAUUCCUUGGAUGAAGAGAAGAAGGAGGAAGAUUCGGAGAAAGUGUGCAACUCAGAGCAUUCAAGUACUGCUGUUCUCACCAACUGCAUUGAACAGCACAUGGACCUGGAAAAUGGAAUGAUACCCACUGAAACCAAAGAAAGGGAACAUGAAAACAAAUCUUUACUUGAAGACAGAAAUUAAAUGUAAAAAACAAACAAACAUUCUUUGACUUUAAUGAACCAAUGUUAGUCUUUUAUACAUGUAUAAGAUAUAUAGAGAUAUAUGUAUCAAGACAUGUGCCUUAUACAAACUCCUAAUUCAAUCUGAAUUAACAUAGCAUCCAAGAAUAUUUCACUGUGCCAUAAUGACCGAAGCUUGCUCUGCCAAAAGAAAUCACAAAGACAACACAGGGGAAUGGCAUCUAAAGAUGGAAUAUUGACAAAAAUGUCAGCCCACAUAAUGAUUACCAUUGGGGAAAUACCAGCGCUGUGGUAAUGCAGCUGGAAAGGAGAUCACCAUGGCAGGAAUGUGUGACAGCAAAGUCUUUGAAGAGCAUUUUAGGAAACAAGGAAAGAAAGCAUCAAAGUACCUUUUCCAGUGGAUGGCCAAGUUUCUUGCUUCUUUCACUGCUGAAAUUGUUUUGGUUUUUUUUUCAUUAAAAGAGGCAAAAUAAUGGGGGGAACUGUCAGUUUUAAAAUAAGGCAGUGUUUAUGGUUUGGCAUGGCAUCCAAAUAUUGGUAGUUUUUUUCCCAUUUUGUAUUAAAAAUAUUAAAAAGAUGAAUUAGCUUUCAGUACCUCCACCCCACCCCACCCCAAAGAAUGUCCAUACACAAGGAGGCUACCAGGACAUGAGUUAAAGCAUCAACAAAGACAGAGCAGAUUAUUUUUUUCCAGAAAAAAAGAAAAGAAAUACAUGAAAACAACACAUUUGUGAAUAUUUAUCAUAACAAAUGAAAAAUAAAAAGAGGGGGGAAUGACAAAAAAUGCCUCCCCUACACUUGGAAGAAGAAUCCAUUAUAAACAGACAAUACACUGGAAGAAAACUGAGAUAGGAAAUAUAUUGAUACCCUUGUGCUUGGUUCGAUAAGCAGCGAGCCACUUGGAUUUUUUAAAAUGAAAUUUCACAUUCACACUUUGUAUCACUGAAGGAACUUCAGUUUUAAUGCUGUAAUACUCUGAAGACAGAAAGCAAAGCCUUUGCAUGAUGUCAACAGUUUGCUAUUCUCUGUAGCGGAAUUUGAAUUUUUAAAAAUAGACAUAACGUGCAUAUACUAUGUCAAGAUGAGGGGCGGGGCAAAUUUCAAAUCUCAGGGCUCGGUGUCCCUAUUUGGUGGGUUAGGUUUUAGGUAACAGAUGCAAACAACUCUCUCCAAAAUUCCAUGAAGUGGUGAUAAAAUUUAAUGGAAAGAUUUUAAGUGCUUAUAGCUUUAAGUGCCAUUAAUACCAUCAUAUUGUGCAACUAUUUAAUCACUAUGCUUAAUAUGUUUCUUUGAAUUUUUC
Molecule: messenger RNA, 3025 nt
Organism: Heteronotia binoei (common prickly gecko)
Lineage: Eukaryota; Metazoa; Chordata; Lepidosauria; Squamata; Gekkonidae
Gene: KCNK10
Product: potassium two pore domain channel subfamily K member 10
Exons: 8
Coding region: 104-1726 (540 amino acids)
Biological process (GO): stabilization of membrane potential; potassium ion transmembrane transport
Cellular component (GO): membrane
Molecular function (GO): potassium ion leak channel activity
Source: RefSeq, a predicted model, not a curated record